GAUGCUCAAUUCUUCCAACACGCUCCUAUGGCCACCACUUCUCCUUCCUCUUCUCCUCCCCAUUAAUCAUCUCAUCCUCUUUCUUCUUCGUGCUUCUGUACUCGCCACCCCCUGGUUUUUCCUUCUGCCACUCCAUGUCUCAAUCUUCUCCUUUCUUUUCCAUUGCACGUGCACAUGCUGGAGCAGGGGGGCGAGCUGCGGCUGCCGCUCUCCUGCUCCAUCGCCCUGCCGCCCAGCUGCCACCUAGCAUUCACUGUCCGAGGCGCCUCCCUCUGGUCAAAGUGUCAUCUGCCAAGACAGUGAGCUCACGCCUGGGGCUUCCGCGCGCCACACUAUCCUCAUUUGCAAAUGCUGACGAUGGCUCCAGCGCAAAACCAGAUUCCUCGGAUGAGCAGAACGGGGGAUCCGAGCUGUCAGAGAUGGCAAAGGCAUUCCAUAUUUCACCACGGAUGGCGAUUUCAAUAUCCGUGGUGAUUGCAUUUGCAGCUCUGACCGUGCCACUGGCGAUGCGCUCGCUGAUCUUUCAUGGGACGACCAAAAUGAAGGUGUUGGCAUACCUGACCCUGUUGUCAGGAUUCUACAUGGCAUGGAAUAUCGGAGCGAAUGAUGUGGCAAACGCCAUGGGGACGUCAGUAGGAUCUGGAGCUUUGACACUCCGACAGGCAGUGUUGACUGCAGCUGUGCUAGAGUUCUCUGGUGCGUUCCUUAUGGGUACCCAUGUCACCAGCACCAUGCAGAAGGGCAUCCUCGUCACGUCUGUCUUCCAAGGAAAUGAUCCUCUGCUCUUCGCUGGAUUACUGUCCUCCCUUGCUGCUGCAGGUACAUGGUUGCAGGUUGCUUCCUCUUACGGCUGGCCUGUGUCAACUACACAUUGUAUUGUUGGUGCCAUGGUUGGUUUUGGACUGGUAUAUGGAGGGGUCAAUGCAGUUUUCUGGAGUUCCUUGGCUAGAGUAUCUUCAUCCUGGGUUAUUUCUCCACUGAUGGGUGCUGCGGUCUCAUUUCUUGUUUACAAGUGCAUACGCAGGUUCGUAUACAGCGCACCAAAUCCAGGCCAGGCUGCAGCUGCUUCUGCUCCAAUUGCAGUUUUUACUGGUGUCACUGCAAUCUCGUUUGCCGCUUUCCCUCUCAGCAAGAUACUUCACAUUGCAGUGCUGCAAGCAUUAGCUUGUGGGGCAAUAGGAGCCAUCUUUGUUAGCAGGGCAAUAAAAAAACAGCUUGGUGACCUGCUUUCUUCAGAAGCAGAAAAGAUCGCAUCUGCUGACAAUACAGAUGUUCAGCAAGGUGGAUUUGACGUUGCUGGUCCUAGAGGAGCUCAAUUGCAGAUUGUCUAUGGCGUAUUUGGCUACAUGCAGGUCCUGUCAGCAUGCUUCAUGUCAUUCGCUCAUGGAGGCAAUGAUGUCUCCAAUGCCAUAGGGCCUCUGGCAGCAGCUUUGUCCCUUCUUCAGGGCGUAGCAAGCAGCGCUGAGAUAGUCAUACCGACCGAAGUCCUUGCUUGGGGUGGUUUUGGAAUUGUCGCAGGGCUUACAAUGUGGGGUUAUAGAGUGAUAGCAACAAUUGGCAAGAAAAUCACUGAAUUAACACCCACAAGGGGGUUUGCAGCAGAGUUUGCGGCGGCUUCUGUGGUCUUGUUUGCAUCUAAGCUUGGGUUGCCAAUAUCUGCUACACAUACACUUGUUGGUGCAGUGAUGGGUGUGGGAUUUGCAAGAGGGCUCAACAGAGUCAGAUCAGAGACAGUGCGGGAAAUUGUGGUCUCAUGGUUGAUCACAAUUCCAGUUGGUGCUUUGCUAUCAGUCUUCUAUACAUUGAUCUUGACCAAGAUUCUGAAAUACUUUAUGUGAGUACUUUGUGAGAUAAUUGCUGUUUUGAGAGGUACAGCCUGUUGUCCCUAAAUUUUUAUUAUGAAAAAGACAUACAACAGUGAAUAGAUGAGCCCGUCUGAAAGUUUCCAGCAGAAAACUUGAAAAGAUUUGUCAGAGAAAAUAAUCAUUUUCCUGGCAACAAAACACAUGAUUAGGAGAAAGGGUCUUUGGUAAAUAAUCAUAUUACAGACUCCCAGCUUUUUUGUC
Lolium perenne is the source of this 2066-nucleotide messenger RNA. Its product is annotated as inorganic phosphate transporter 2-1, chloroplastic. Gene Ontology annotation, molecular function: phosphate transmembrane transporter activity. The record is from RefSeq and is a predicted model, not a curated record. Gene Ontology annotation, cellular component: membrane. Lineage: Eukaryota; Viridiplantae; Streptophyta; Magnoliopsida; Poales; Poaceae. Gene Ontology annotation, biological process: phosphate ion transmembrane transport.